This is a messenger RNA of Closterium sp. Yama58-4, 1914 nucleotides long. The record is from the annotation of a GenBank genome assembly. NCBI's taxonomy places the organism in Eukaryota, Viridiplantae, Streptophyta, Zygnematophyceae, Desmidiales, Closteriaceae.
AUGGUAGCAUCUGACCUCUCCGCGUCGCCAGCGCAGCCAGCUCAGUCGCACAUUCCGGUUACCGUCGCAAGUGUAACAAGCGGAGCUGCGUCCAUCGACGAGCAGUACUUAGAGUCGCAAGCUCGUCGCUGGUUGUCACAGACUCUGUCGCGAACGCUUCCCGUCGAUAAGCCGUUGAGCGAUCUGCUAGGGGAUGGCGAAAUACUCCUCGAGCUCGCGUGUUUGGUGCAGCAACUGCUUGCGCCCGACGUCCCCCCCUCCGCCAGCGUCCCCCUGACUCCCGCUGCGGCUGCUGAUGCUGCUGACGGUGCUGCUGAGGGUGGUGGUGGUGGUGUUAGUGCUGGCGGUGACAGCAGCAGCAGCGCAAACAGGGGUUGUUCCAGCGAGGAGAGUGGUGAUGUGGCGGGCGGGUCGGGCUUUAAGCGCGCGUACUGGCACGCGUGCACCAACGUGGAGCGCUUUCUCAAAGUGUGUCGGCGGGUGGGUCUGAGGGACGUAUCGCUCUUCACCUCGCCUGACCUCGUGGAUGGCAGGGACGUUCGCCGCGUGUGCCUGUGCCUGCGCACGCUGUCCAAGCGGCUAGUGGGCAUCCGGGAUUUCGACGGCAUUAUGGAGGAGGAGAGGCGGAGCAUGGCGGGCGCUAUCCCUGCUGGCCUGCCAUCGCUCCGCGAUUGGAGGGGCGAGAGGGCGGAUGCGUGGCAUGAGAGCCACGAGCAGCGGCACGUGUACCAUCGUCACAGGCAGCACUCUAGUGAAUGCAACCGCGUGCAUGAUGCACCUCACGAGCAGCAGCAUCUGUACAAUCGCCACAGUCAGCAUCGGGACCAACACCACCGCGUUUCUGCUCUGGAAUCUCGCCAAGACAGUCACCGUUUAAGUGAAUAUCACCGCGGUUUAGAGCAGAAGCAGAAGCAGAGCGGGGAGCGUCACCUGGGAGCCAGUGCUGCUGCUGCUGUGCCUGCUGCUGCUGGAGCUGCUGGAGCUUGGGCUGCUGUGUCUGCUGCUCCGGUGGACGUGUCGCCUCGCUUCCUUCCGCCCGACCCCACCUCCCUCACCCCCGUUCUCCCGGACCACCUUAGUAGUCCCCGCAGAGUGGCCUCCCCACUCUCCCGCACCCACUCCAACGCCUCCUCUACCUCCACCGCCCUGCACAGCACUCACUCGCUCUCCCGCCACAGUCACACCCGCGGCAGUCACCGCAGCCACAGUCACGCGCUGGGGCUGGUGGGGGAGGGGGAGGGCGAGCAGAGGCGAAGAGGCGUGUGGGACUUGGUGGCUGCUGCUGGGGCUGUGGCGCUGGUGGGCGGAGCGAUGGUGAUGGCGAAUAGGACCAACAGACGAACGAGGGAGGAGAGGAGAAGGCGAGCGCUGGAGUAUGAGAGGCCAAGUUUCACCGACCACAUCGCACAGCGGCCACACCUUGGCAUGGGCUUUGGCGGGGUGUUUGAGCUCAACUUCGGAGACACCCCUGUGGCUGCUGCGCACAUACACGCAGCAGCAGAUGACGAGGGCGAGGGGCAGGAGGGCAGCGAGGGGGGGAGGGAGCGAGGGAGGGAAGGUGGGAGGGAGAGGGGAGCGGCGCAGGUGGUUGGAGAGGACGAGCGGACAGGGCUGGGCAGACGGGAGGCACGUCCCCCCUGGUUCAUGUCUCUCGGCUCGCAGCGAAACUCAACCUCAACGGGAGAAGCAAGAAACACCACCAGCACAACCGGCAGCAGCAGCAACGCCAGCGGCAGCAGCAGCGGGGGGUGGCGGAGGGGUCCCGAGCCGCUGCCGAGGUGGCAGCAGGCGGAGCUGGUGUUGAGGCAGCAGCGGGAGAUGGUCAUUCGCCGGCUGCAUGGCGAACGCCGCAGCAUGGCUGAGAUCUGGUGGGUACAGAUGGGUGCGAAUGGGUGCUGGCGAGUUUAUUGUUGA